AUGGAGCGCCUAAAGUCGUUGGGAGAUCGCGCGAGGGAGGAGGAGGGGGUAGCGCGUGGGUGGCUCCUUUCGCUGGCGAGCGAUGGUUGGACGCGGGUGGGCACGGCCCGCACGCGCCUGUGCCCUUACGAGGGCAACGGUGACUGGAGCUAUCUCGCGUGCAACAGGUGGCAUCCGCCAUUCACCAUCUCUGCGAGCAUCGCCCAAGCAGACAAAAGGCUCCUUCUGAGGGCAACGGAGGAACUUGCGGAUGCCAUUGGAGGCCACGACGCCGGAAUCACCACCCUUCCGUCCUGGGCCCUCGGUGCUUUUAUUGAAUAUGGCAGGUCCCAGCAACGCCACGGCUAUGUUUCCUCAGCCUUCAACAUCGAACGCUUCUCCCCCGACAAUCUAUCGCCCAGCGAUGCCGCCAUGGUAAUGGGUUUGGUUUGCAAGGACGAUGGGGACGCCAUUCUCCCGUUGAAUCAGAUUGACUUGGAAUGGGCCCAAGCCGUCAUGGCGGUUUUACUGGGUGAGGCCCACGAUGGCAUUGCCGUGCCGUCGAGGUCCCAAAGCAUCAGUGGCUCCGACAGCGCCGCCUCCGGCUCUGAAAGCGGGAGCUCCGGCGAUGGCAGUAGUGAUGAACGGGUUGCCGACAGGAAAGGUAUGUGCCCAGGGCUGCUCUCGGGAGACCUUUCUCAUCUUGGCCCUGGGGCAUUGGAGAAGGCAAGGCGGCCCAACUUGCCGCUACGGGGCCCAGGGGGAAGAGGCAGAGGGGGGUCCCAAGAAGCCCGAAGGGGCUUCCACCAGUGCCGGGCCACCGUGCCACGAAGGAGACGGCUUUCCGCCCCCAGGCGACCUGCCUCACAUGCUUGUCAAAGCACGGAUCGGCUCCAGCGAGCUCCAAAGAUCGACCUUGCGAAAGCGACCACUGUAGCCCAAGCCAAUGCAUUGUGGAGGGCGUCGUCCGACAGUGAGGAGAGCGAGCCGUUCACAGGAUCCAGCGAUGACGGGCCGUCCUCGGAUAUGGCACUGGACGGCGAGCGGCCACGCAAGCGCCCGCGAAAGACAGCGCACUUCGCCGACUCCCCAGACUCCCACUUGAAACCAGAGCACCGUGCUUCAUCGAUUCCUGGCGCGGGGCAAAGCGACUCACCCCCAAGACGAGCCCAUGCCGGCGGGCAGCAAUUUGAGGGGCAUCGGGUCUUCGGUGCGGAGCACAGCACUGGAAACCCCGCGGGUGGGGACAGGCUGCUGACACGGAUCGCGGCGCUUGAGGCACGCUUGCUGGAGCAGGCCUCCGGCACAAAAGCGCUCGCAGCCCGCGUCGAGCUCCUCGAGGAUCGGUUGGAGCGCGCGGGGGCUUUCGACCAGGGCCUCUGGCGCCACGGACAGAGCGAUCGGCAGUGA
Epithele typhae is the source of this 1389-nucleotide messenger RNA. RefSeq lists its product as uncharacterized. NCBI's taxonomy places the organism in Eukaryota, Fungi, Basidiomycota, Agaricomycetes, Polyporales, Epitheliaceae. Bases 1 to 1389 code for a protein of 462 amino acids. The record is from RefSeq and is a predicted model, not a curated record. The transcript has 8 exons.